Messenger RNA from Laetiporus sulphureus 93-53, 1443 nucleotides. Its product is annotated as carbohydrate-binding module family 50 protein. The transcript has 2 exons. Lineage: Eukaryota; Fungi; Basidiomycota; Agaricomycetes; Polyporales; Laetiporaceae. The coding region runs from base 1 to 1443 and encodes 480 amino acids. The record is from RefSeq and is a predicted model, not a curated record.
AUGUCCAACCCAUGGGCUGUGCACUCAGAGACGUCAUUCACAUCCGCAAUUAAGCAGAAGGAGACGCGUCCGGAGAUGAGACGGCGAGGCUCGGAUGCUCCUACACGGAGGACAAGGGGUGACUACGACCCACAGUCCGGCAUGCAUAUAAGGUCGCGAACAACAGACGAUGGUACCUAUGGUCAUGCUAGCGUUCACCCGUUAUCACCGGCGACCGGGAGCAUGCUCGGUCUGAAGCGCAAUAGCAAUUCGUUCUCACCUCAUGAUACGCGUCCGCACCUGAAGAAGUUGCUGGAUGACGAAGAGAAUACGUCGGCCACAUCUGAAUGGCGGGACGAUUGUACGGCUGGUGAAGAGACGAGAAGUAGCGCGAGGAGGGAGGAGAAGGUGGUACUUAUCCACGAGGUCAUGCCGAACGACUCCUUGGCCGGUGUAGCCCUCAACUACGGUAUCUCUUUGCCAGAUCUCCGCCGUGCCAAUCAGCUGUGGCCAUCCGAUACCAUUCACCUCCGCAAGGUGCUCUAUAUACCUUUAGAGAAAGCACGUCGCUCAAGUCGUUUUCGUGUCGCGACCCUAGACAUAGAUGCUCAGUCAUCAGUUAUAGACAAUGACGGGGAAUCCGCCGAGCCCAGAGACUCUUCAACAUCAAAUGCUCGCAGCAAGGUCACUAUCCUUCGCGUACCCGCAUCUCAGCUCUCAUUCUUUCCACCACCGUCGAGUAUACAAAAUGAUUCACACAUCGUAUCGAAGUCACAAACUCUCCCUCGUCUCUCGCACGGCGCAACUUCUCAUCAGCCUUUUCCCGGUCUAUUUACGGAGGACGGAUCUUCAUCCCGGCCUUCUCCCCUAUCACCGUCCUCGUCUGUAUCACUUCACACAUCUACACCUUCCUCUCGUUACAUCCACAUGCGAGAUGGCUAUCUCGCUUCCUUCUUCACUUCCACGCCCAUACGCGCGAGUAUUUCGGUUCGGAACACCAUUUUUGGACGGCCUUCUACCGAUUCGACAAGCGCGACUGCAUCCACACAGAGCGACGACUUAGAAUGGAGCCAUGAAAUGGAGGAUGUCGGCAUCCCGUCGUCUGCAGGCAAGAUCUCUCAGGGCGACGAUCCACAGAGUCGUCGUAGUGCGUUCCUGCCUAGGCCCAGCUCUCCUGCCGUCAUCCGUACACGCGGCGCUGACAUUAUCGAGGGUGCCGUGGAAAUGGCGGCCGUACCAUCUUUACCUCUUGGAUCACGUACCCUGCGGCAGCGCGAAGGUCGUACCUCUAACCGCACGCUCGAUGCUUCUGCGAGCACGACAACGCAUGUGCGGAACACGACGUAUGCAGCUGAUGAGCGCGUACAUCCGGCCCCCGUUCCGUUGCGGACCGCGCAACUAGAACCGUCACCUAUGAUGCAGCUGCCGUUACCUGCGAGGAAAUCCAAACCGCAAGCAUCGUAG